Molecule: messenger RNA, 2381 nt
Organism: Electrophorus electricus (electric eel)
Lineage: Eukaryota; Metazoa; Chordata; Actinopteri; Gymnotiformes; Gymnotidae
Source: RefSeq, a predicted model, not a curated record
UCCGUGUGUCAUAGCUGCAGCGCGCGGCGUACGGGACCUGCUGUUAACGGCGCGAGUAACUGGACUCGAGGCGUUUGGAUUUGUACGGGAGCUCCACUGCGAUCAGAGAAUGCGCGCGGCACUUCCCGGUUUCCCCCGCACACUGAUCGCCGUGGCGUGAAACUGCGCGUGGCUCCCGGAGCAUGCUUCGCGACGCCGUCUCUCGCCAUGAGUUGGUCCCGACAUUGCUCGCGAGGAAUGCAGUGAGUGUCGCCGCGCGCACAGGGAGCUCGCGCAGAACCGGACUGACCAGCGAGCUCGGGAUUCUAACUAUUGUCCUUAGGAACACCGUUCUCGUGGCAUCUCUCGAGCAGGUGUUGUUUUAGUUGUCCUUUUGUCGGUUGGACCACGUGGAUGUGUGUGCACCUUUAACUCCGCCGUGAUUUCACCUCCUCGAGUUCAGGACACGAGACGCGACAUUCGUCGGUCAGAUGACAGCCCGAGGGGCUCGCGCCGCGCAAAGACGACUCUACCUGACUGCACGCGUCAACCCCAGUGUCUCGCGCGCUACAUCGACCUUUUGAAAGGUCGACACUAAAAUCCUUUUCUCGAUAGAUGAGCGCAGCGCACCAGUCGCGCGCCGCCGGCCACCUCAGCGGAAGGUAGCGCGCCCUCGUUUGCGCGGAGUUUGCCCAAACCAUCUGGAGCACAUUGCGCCGCGCGCGCUCUCCCAGUCAACUGGGGCCAACUGGAUUUUGGAGUUUGUAUCGAGCGAUGGUUUUCGCACGCCACCGCGAAAGCCUCCGUUAAGACCUGACCAGCCUGACCUCCAUGCGCUGCUGAUUCGGGAUCGGUAACCGGCGGGGAGCACGGUCGGUUUGAAUGCUCGCGGCUCUCGGUUGACUGGAUUCCCUCGCGGAGUGUGUGAGCGCGGGGUAAGAUGGAAGGGGGUGCGCGUGGCUGGACGCUUACCCUCUGUGUCCUCACCGUCUUGUGCAGAUUCGCCGUGCUCGAGACGAAAGCGCUCGAAACGGUCGUAUGGAACUCCCAAAACCCCAAGUUCGUGCUGGGAAAAGGCCUGGUCAUCUAUCCAGAGAUCGGGGACAAGCUGGACAUCGUGUGUCCUCAGGGCGAGGUGGGCCAUCCGUACGAGUUCUAUAAGCUGUACCUGGUGAAGCAGGAGCAGGUGGAGACGUGCAACACCGUCCUGGAGCCCAAUGUCCUCGUCACCUGCAACAAACCCCAGAAGGACAUCAAGUUCACCAUCAAGUUCCAGGAGUUCAGUCCCAACUACAUGGGCUUGGAAUUCCGUCGUCACACCAACUACUACAUCACUUCUACAUCUAACGGGACAUUGGAUGGUCUGGAGAACAGAGAGGGGGGAGUUUGUAGCACCAGGUCUAUGAAGAUCAUCAUGAAAGUCGGACAGGACCCAAAUGCUCCAGAUCUAUCAACUACAGACCCUCCUGAUAUGGACAAUGAGAUCAAAAAUCCAACAACUCGCCCAGUGAGAGACAGAGAGCGAUACCCAGAAGGCCCAAUAAUGCCUGGAAACAAAGACACCAGGAACCAGGGAGGUUCGGACUCCGUGGAGGAUAUCUUCGGCUCCAAACCAGCCCUCUUCGCCACCAUCAGUGCUGGCUGCGUCGUCUUCCUCCUCAUCAUCAUCAUCCUCAUUGUCCUGCUCCUGAAGCUGCGCAAGAGGACCCGCAAGCACUCGCAGCCGAGAGGCGGGGCCGCGCUGUCACUCAGCACUUUGGCCACGCCCAAAUGCUCCGCCCAGGCCGGCUCGGAGCCCAGUGACAUCAUCAUCCCUCUGAGGACCACGGAGAACAACUACUGCCCGCACUACGAGAAGGUCAGCAGCGACUACGGACACCCUGUCUACAUCGUCCAAGAGAUGCCACCUCAGAGCCCUGCCAACAUCUACUACAAGGUCUGAGAGAGGGAGCGAGAGAGAGAGAGAGAGAGAGAGAGAGAGAGAGAGAGAGAGGGAAGGCCAGAACUGUUUAAGACAUUCCCAGAACUCUCGCGAACGAGGGAACCGAACGAGGGACGCGCGACAGAACGGAAGAAGAUGGGAGAUGUGAAAAACGACAAGAAGCCUCGUGCUCCUCUCGCACGACUUUCAGACUGGACUCUUGUGUGUGUGCGCGUGUGUAUGAGUGUGUGUGUGUGGUAAUCUCCCUCUCAGUUCACAUGUAAAAGCAAACAGGAAGUAGGAAGUCAUAUGUAAACACUACAGACUCAGGCAUGGACCUCACUAGGGAAGAGCCGCUGACCAAUCACAGCGAGGCUUACCAAUGACAUCACAAAGCAGAACGCUUUCAGUUUAUUUCAGUUUGAUCAUUUUUAUCUUCUGUAUCACUUACACACACACACUCACACUCACACACACACAC